This is a messenger RNA of Lates calcarifer (barramundi perch), 558 nucleotides long. RefSeq lists its product as uncharacterized. Lineage: Eukaryota; Metazoa; Chordata; Actinopteri; Centropomidae. The coding region runs from base 1 to 558 and encodes 185 amino acids. The record is from RefSeq and is a predicted model, not a curated record. The transcript has 4 exons.
AUGGCAGGACAAAAUGUUUACAGACACAGACACUGCGACACACUGCCGGGAGAGCACAGCCUGAGAGUCAAGCUGGCGGCAGAUGAGACAAAAGGCCUGGAGGAGGGAGAGGCCGACGCGGAGCAGACCUCAGGAGGAUCGGACAGCCCGGCGGGCAGAGAGUCCCCCGAGCCGCGCAGCGGGAUGGUGCGGAUUGAACUGGAGUGGGAGAUCCCCAUGUCAGUGACGCUGCCCAUUCAGGUGCAGCCUGACCUCACGCAUCAACCCUUCCCCUUCCUGGACACGACACUGGCUGACCUGGGCAUCCAAGAGUCAGAGGUGAAGGAGAGGGUAGUGUGGGUCGACACCAAGAAGACACAAGUGAAGAACAAAGCAGGGAAGCUGAAGGAGAAAGAGAUCACCAUCCUGGAGGUGCGAGUGAAAGCUCAGAAGCCUGGAGAAAAACAGCUCCAGGAAGUCCUGUACAGCACCGAGGCCCACACGGACCGUUCCUUCUGCCGCACUGGGAUGAACAUCCUGCCCUGGAAACAGAGAUGUACAGGUCUGGAUGCACUUUAA